Molecule: messenger RNA, 9119 nt
Organism: Stegostoma tigrinum
Lineage: Eukaryota; Metazoa; Chordata; Chondrichthyes; Orectolobiformes; Stegostomatidae
Gene: trpm3
Product: transient receptor potential cation channel, subfamily M, member 3
Exons: 26
Coding region: 505-5601 (1698 amino acids)
Biological process (GO): protein tetramerization; monoatomic cation transmembrane transport
Cellular component (GO): membrane
Molecular function (GO): monoatomic cation channel activity
Source: RefSeq, a predicted model, not a curated record
GAACAGAAGCACUCGUUUACAAACUUAAAGAUUUAAAAAAACAGUGUGCGAAUAAACACCCCACCUGAAAUUUCUGCAGCGCUGGAAAGAGUCUGUAACUGGGUCUUUCCGAGCUCACUCUCGGCGGAGAACUACACUGCGGGAUGAAUCUUAUCUAAGCUUUUCAAAGAGACAGUGAGGGAAAAUAAACCAGCCCUCCCCUGGGCAGAUGACUGCUCUUAGCCUGUUGUGAUCUACAUGCCUGGGAACUGGUACACUGCAAGUUUGUCAUCCUGGAAAGGAGCAGGACUAAAGAUUACCCCCCACACGCUGAAGUGUUGGAUAUUUAUAUACAUAUAUGUAAAAACAUACAUACACAUUAUCUGCUGUUCUCUUGUCGAAAGACCCAUUCAGUUGGGUUUGCUAUUUGCUGCCGCGGCUGUAGCUCAAUGCUCCUUCAGUCGAUUCCCUGGAUUUGCCCCUUAUCCUCUGUCUCCACUCAAUGCCAGGCAGGACUAAAUCAACAUGAGCCACACCGAAGCUCCCAGGCCUCUGAACUGGACCAUCCGUAAGCUGUGUCAUGCGGCUUUCCUGCCAUCAGUUCGACUCCUGAAGGCUCAGAAAUCAUGGAUAGAGAGAGCAUUUUGCAAAAGAGAAUGUGUCCACAUAAUACCGAGCACCAAAGACCACCAUAGGUGCUGUUGUGGUCGACUCAUGGGUCAACAUGUUGGAUUGCCUCCAGUCAUUUCCAUCAGUCAGAAUGAAAGCAUUGAAAGCAGAAUUACAAAGAAUGAUUUGCACUCGGAGAAGUGGUCCAUCAGCAAACAUACCCAGCUCAGUCCGACAGAUGCCUUUGGAACUAUUGAAUUCCAGGGAGGAGGACACUCCAAUAAAGCUAUGUACGUACGUGUUUCAUUUGACACAAAGCCUGAUCUCCUCUUACAUCUAAUGACAAAGGAAUGGCAGCUGGACCUCCCAAAGCUACUGAUCUCCAUUCAUGGAGGCCUCCAAAACUUUGAACUCCAACCCAAACUCAAGCAAGUAUUUGGGAAAGGUCUUAUUAAAGCUGCUAUGACAACAGGGGCUUGGAUAUUCACUGGAGGUGUGAACACAGGGGUCAUUCGCCAUGUAGGAGAUGCACUGAAGGACCAUGCUUCAAAGUCCAGAGGACGAAUCUGCAUUAUAGGCAUCGCUCCAUGGGGAAUAGUGGAGAAUCAAGAGGAUCUGAUUGGAAAGGAUGUGGUCCGGCCAUAUCAAACAAUGUCCAAUCCCUUGAGCAAGCUGACUGUGCUGAACAGCAUGCAUUCACAUUUCAUCCUGGCAGAUAAUGGCACAACAGGAAAAUAUGGAGCAGAAGUGAAGUUGAGAAGGCAACUGGAAAAACACAUUUCCCUGCAGAAGAUUAACACCAGGAUUGGACAGGGAGUUCCAGUGGUAGCACUCAUUGUGGAAGGUGGUCCCAACGUAAUCUCUAUUGUGUUGGAGUAUUUGCGAGACACCCCUCCUGUGCCCGUGGUAGUCUGCGAUGGCAGCGGACGGGCUUCAGAUAUUCUUGCCUUCGCUCACAAGUAUUCCGAGGCUGGAGGGGUAAUCAAUGAAUCUUUGAGAGACCAACUGCUUGUCACCAUCCAGAAGACCUUCAACUACAGUCGCACACAGGCCCAGCAUCUCUUUAUAAUUUUAAUGGAGUGUAUGAAAAAGAAGGAACUGAUUACUGUAUUCAGAAUGGGAUCAGAGGGACAUCAAGACAUUGAUCUAGCCAUUCUAACAGCUCUCCUGAAAGGAGCCAAUGCCUCAGCACCAGACCAGCUCAGCUUAGCUUUGGCCUGGAACAGAGUGGACAUAGCUCGCAGUCAAAUAUUUAUUUAUGGACAACAGUGGCCGGUGGGCUCCCUGGAGCAGGCCAUGCUUGAUGCUCUAGUUCUGGAUCGUGUAGACUUUGUGAAGUUGCUGAUUGAGAAUGGGGUGAGCAUGCAUCGCUUCCUCACCAUCUCCAGGCUUGAAGAACUCUACAACACAAGACAUGGUCCACCAAACACUUUGUACCAGCUCGUCAGGGAUGUUAAAAAGCGGGAAUAUCAAGCUUUCAGCUGGAUCUAUUUUCAGGGAAAUCUCCCUCCUGACUACAGGAUAAGUUUAAUUGACAUUGGAUUGGUGAUUGAAAACCUGAUGGGAGGCGCAUAUCGUUGCAAUUACACUCGGAAAAGAUUUCGAACCCUGUACCACAACUUGUUUGGUCCAAAAAGGCCCAAGGUUCUGAAACUGCUGGGAAUGGAGGAAGAGCCUCCUGUGCGAAGAGGCAGGAAGACAACAAAGAAAAGGGAGGAAGAUGUGGACAUUGACUUGGACGACCCUGAGAUCAAUCACUUCCCCUACCCUUUCCACGAGCUGAUGCUCUGGGCUGUCCUGAUGAAGCGGCAGAAGAUGGCGCUAUUCUUCUGGCAGCACGGAGAGGAAGCCAUGGCCAAGGCGCUCGUCGCUUGCAAGCUCUGCAAAGCCAUGGCCCAUGAGGCCUCAGAGAAUGACAUGGUUGAUGAUAUCUCACAAGAAUUAAACCAUAACUCCAGGGAGUUUGCUCAGCUUGCUGUCGAGCUCCUAGACCAGUCGUACAAGCAGGAGGAGCAGAUGGCUAUGAAGCUGCUGACCUAUGAGCUGAAGAACUGGAGUAACUCGACCUGCCUGCAGCUGGCUGUAGCAGCUAAGCACCGAGACUUCAUUGCUCACACCUGUAGCCAAAUGCUACUCACUGACAUGUGGAUGGGGAGGCUCCGAAUCCGCAAGAACUCAAGUCUGAAGGUUAUUCUGGGCAUCUUGCUGCCUCCAUCAAUCCUCAGCCUAGAAUUUAAGAACAAGAAUGAGAUGUCGUAUAUGCCACACAACCAAGAGUCAGCCUUGCUGGGGAAGGAAGUGGAAGAGCCAGAGAAACCUGUCAAAGAAAAGGAGGAAGAAGAUAUGGAGUUCACAGCAAUGCUGGACGGGGUGAAUGGAGAAUCAGUUCGAAAGAAAAAUGAAGAGGAAGUACCGACUGUACAUAGAAUGAUUCCCUUUGGAAGAAAGAUUUAUGAAUUUUAUAAUGCUCCAAUUGUCAAGUUCUGGUUUCACACGCUGGCAUACUUUGGCUAUCUGAUGCUCUUCAACUAUAUUGUUUUGGUGAAGAUGGAGCGAUGGCCGUCAGUCCAAGAAUGGAUUGUCAUUUCUUAUAUCUUCACACUCGGAAUAGAGAAGAUGCGAGAGAUCCUGAUGUCAGAGCCUGGGAAAUUGUUGCAGAAGGUGAAGGUUUGGCUGCAGGAAUACUGGAAUAUCACGGAUCUCAUGGCUAUUCUGCUGUUUUCUGUUGGGAUGGUGCUACGCCUGCAGGAGCAGCCGUACAUGAGCUAUGGCCGGGUUAUCUACUGCGUCAACAUCAUUUACUGGUACAUUCGCCUAUUAGACAUCUUCGGGGUCAACAAGUAUCUGGGGCCUUAUGUCAUGAUGAUUGGAAAAAUGAUGAUUGACAUGAUGUAUUUUGUGAUCAUCAUGCUAGUGAUAUUAAUGAGCUUCGGAGUAGCGCGACAAGCAAUUCUUCACCCCAACGAAGACCCUUCCUGGAGGCUGGCGAGAAACAUUUUCUACAUGCCCUAUUGGAUGAUCUACGGAGAAGUGUUUGCUGACCAGAUUGAUCCUCCGUGUGGGGCUGGUUUGACAGAAGAUGGUAAACCUCUGCCACCUUGCAUAACUGGAGCAUGGAUCAUUCCAGCUAUAAUGGCCUGUUAUCUCUUAGUUGCAAAUAUUCUGUUGGUGAAUCUCCUCAUAGCGGUGUUCAACAACACAUUUUUUGAAGUGAAAUCGAUUUCGAACCAAGUUUGGAAGUUUCAAAGGUACCAGCUGAUUAUGACCUUCCACGAGAGACCUGUCCUGCCUCCUCCAUUAAUCACUUUCAGUCACAUGACCAUGGUCUGCCAACUCAUUUGCUGCCGCUGGAGGAAGCAGGAGACUGAACAGGAGGAUAAAGAUUAUGGACUUAAACUCUUCAUCACUGAAGAUGAACUAAAGAAGCUGCAUGACUUUGAGGAGCAGUGCAUAGAGGAGUAUUUUCGAGAAAAGGAUGAUAUGUUCAACUCUUCAAAUGAUGAGAGAAUCAGGGUCACUGCUGAACGAGUCGACAACAUGUCGAUGAGGCUGGAAGAAGUGAAUGAGAGGGAACACUUCAUGAAGGCAUCCCUGCAGACCAUGGACGUCAGGCUGGCACAGCUGGAGGAGGUGACAGGACGCAUUGCAUCAGCCUUGGAAAAGCUGGUUGGCAUGGACAAGGGAGAGGCAGGCAAGGUGAGAUCCAGGACCUCCUCGGACUGCACAGACGCGGCUUACAUCCUGAGGCAGUGCAGCUUCAACAGCCAAGAAGGCAACAACUACAAACUCCCAGAGUGUGGGGAGCAGGCUGGAGAGGAGCCCGUGUCGCCCACAUCGCCCACCAUCACACCGAGGAUGAGGAGCCACUCCUUCUACUUGGUGAGCCCCAAGCCGCAGGUCGGGAUGGAGCAGAAUGAGUUCCCCUUCAAGGAGAGGUCCCUGAGCUUACAGAGGACCAGCAGCUCGCAAAUGAUGGCCGUGGUGAAGGAGCUGAGACCUGGGCCACCUCCUGACCCUGACCCUGCCCCAGCUUCAGCAGCUGCUCCCCCAGAUGGGAAAAGGCCGUCGUCUUGUAUCGACAUCUAUGUCUCGGCCACUGAGAAGGAGGAGGAGGAGGAGGAAGAGGAGAUGGUGGAGAGUUCCCUGAAGGUGCCCACCGGGCUUGGGCCAUCUGAAAUGAUGGUGGUCAUGCUUGGCAGCCAGGGCUCUUCUCUGGUGUCCAGCCAGUGGCCAGAGGGGAGUGGGACAUACGAGGAGAUGUUUAUCUCAGAUGGCCUGGUGACAGUCCCAGAGAGUGUGCAGACAGCCGAAUGCCUACAGCAGUGGGAGACUGACCCUCCCAUGUAUCACACGCUAGAGCGCUCCAAGAGCAGCCGCUACCUGGCUGCCUCCAGCACCUACACGGACGACUCGCCGAUGGUCAAGUCGCACAGCUUCGUCUUCCCGUCGCGGGGUUAUUACGGCUGCUGCCUGGGAGUUCCCGUCAAAACGACCGAGUACACCAGCAUCACCGACUGCAUCGACACCCGCUGCGUGUCCGCCCCGCCACUCGGCAUCGAGCACCCGCACUUGCCCGGCGGCACGGCCAGACUGCACUCGGGCAGCCUGGACGAGGUGUGCACCUCUCACCCGGAGAGAGAGGCCGAGCUGAGCCACCCGAACUCGGAGAACGAGGAGGGCGAGGGCGAUGUCCGGCCUCCUGCAGCGGAGCCGCUCUGCAACAGCAACAGCGGCGGCGUCCUGCUGUACGGCCCAGACAGCGCAUCGCCCCUCUCCCGGCUGGGCAGAGCGAACAGCUACACCGCCUCGGAGCCCAACGCGCUGGGCUCGCACGCCCGGAAGAGCUGCUCCAUCAGCGACAAACUGGACACCCAGUGGAACUCCCUCCGCAUUGAAACUCCCGGCCAGCGCAGCCGCCCCCCCAAGCCGGAUGAGGCCAUCUCCCUCAAGACUCUGUCGAGGACGACGGCUUUUCGAAGUUUUGACAGUAGCAAACACCACAGCUUCACAUAAUUGUCGCUGCCUCCUCUCUUCUUGUAUUGUGGAUCGAAAUGUGUGCUUGUUUCCCACCCUGUGAGAUUCAUUGGCGCCUAAAUGGUGUCCUGUUGGCCACCACCAUAACUGUGUGUGUGUUUAAACACUACCUAAGUAUGUGUAUACCGUUGGCACAGUGUACUUCCUUGUCCUGAUAUUAAAGGAACCGGGUCACCAUGUGGGGCAGUGGAACAAUAAACCUCUGGUCAUCCAGGGUGUUGGCAGGGGUGCCAAUUCCCUUAGCAUUACUGUCACUACACCAUACAACGCUUUUCACUGUAUUUGUAAUACACGUUACAAUAGAUUAAUUGAAUCCAAUCCAUGUCAGAUGCUGGCAGCAGCAAGGAAUCACCCUUCUGCCUCCCCUGUGUCUGAGGGGCUGCCUUCAACAGUGACAGGUUAUUUAAACGUUUCAGAAGUCAGGCCACAGAAUCAUACAUUUAUAGCACAAGGGGGAGGUUAUUCGACGCACCAUCUAGAGCUGUAGAGACAUACAGCACAGAAGCAGACCUUUCAGUCCAACUGGUCCAUGCCGGCCAGAUAUCCGAAAUUCAUCAAAUCCCAUUUGCCAGCAUCUCUUUAAACCUUUUCUAUUCCCGUACCCAUCCAGUUGCAUUUUAAAUGUUGUAAUUGUACCAGCCUCCACCUCUUCCUCUGGCAGCUCAUUCCACACACACACACACCACUCUCUGCAUGAAAAAGACACCCCUUAGGUCUCUUUUGUAUCUUUCCCCUCUCACCUUAAACCUAUGACCUCUAGUUUUGGACUCAGCUCCACUGGGAAAAAGAUGUUGGCAAUCUGUGGCGUCUCUUUGAAAGAAUUAUCCAGUGAAUUCCAUUCCCCCCCCCCCACUCAUUCCCCCAUUUUGCAUUUCCUGCAUUUUUAAAAAUUAUUUGCUGGUGUUUAUCCAGUUCCCUUUUGAAAUUUCUAUUGAAUCUGCUUCCAAGCAGCACAUUCCAAAUGACAAUCACUUGCUACAGAUAAUUAUGUGUAAAUUUUGCCUCCUUGCUUUGGCUGUUUUCCCAAUCACCUUGAACUUUUUGAAUCUUCUGUCACUGGGAAUAGUUUUUCCUCAUUAACUCCAAAUCUUUCAUUAUAUUGAAUACCUUGUCUCAACCAUCUUUGUUCAACAGAGAGAAAUCUCUGUUUCCCUGGUUUUCAAAGGCCCUAAUGAUACUGCUAACAUCAAAUGAAAAUUUUAGAACUGAGUUUUUUUGUUAUUUUUGGGUAAAGUCUAUUAAAGGUUAUAGAUCGAAAGUGAGUGGGUGGAGUUAAAAUGCAGAUCAGCCAUGACCAAACUGAUUGACAGAAUAGGUGCAAGGGGCCAAAUGGUCUCCUACUCUUACUACAGCCCUGUGGUUCCACGUCUGAAACGGGUUUAAAACUUUUUUAAUUAAGCCUAUUUUUCUAAUCAACCUGUUCACAGUUGUUACACACCUCUGAAGCAGGGGGGACUAGAACCCAGGUUUGUUUGUCUAGGGGCAGGAAUGCUACCACUGCACUACAGGAGCCCACUGAAGCUGAUUUAAGGAGUAGGUAGAUAAAUGUUUCACAUGAUUUACAAUAAUCUUUAGUUCUGUAGGAUUGGCUCAUGUUCAGACAGGAGUAACAAGUAGUAGAAUGAUGGCAGGCCUUCUUCAGAGUUUUUCACAUGUAGAUAUCAUAGAAGGAGCUGACCCAGCCUAAACUCCAGAUGAUGUGGCCCCCUUAAUUCAUUUUUGAAAGAAUAAAAUGAAAGGACUGUAAGUAAACGUGACCACAAUGCAGUGAGUAAAACAGCACAAAGGAAGAAAUCAUUUUGAUACCAAGCAAAGGUGACUUUUAUCUUAACUGCUGUUUGUUAAUAUUUGAUAGCCUUUUGAAGAAGGAUUGUACAGUAUUUUUAAAAAUAAUUUGCAAGCAUCUGUCGUUUUGUGAUUCUGAGUCCAAUUAUUCAUCAAGUGAGUAACGUUUAUAUGGUUGCUAAAAAUCUAUUUGCUAGCUCUUAUUUUAAAAGCAUGUAUGCUGUUGCAAUAAAGAUGUAAAUAAUAGUGUUCAUCCAUUUGGCCCAGACUUGAGAUUAAGACUCUAGCAUUGCAAGCAUUUAAAAAAAGGCUGGAUUUCACCAAAAUGUAUCAGGCUUAAUAGAUAAAAGUUAGUGGUUAUCAUGGACAAAUGCUACAUGUUCCAAAUGCCCAUGGCUGAUAGCCAAAGCAAUGAGUUUUGGUUCUUUUAGAACUUACUGUCCAAGUUAGUUAGAUCUCAAGGGCUGAGCCCACAGGCCUUGCAAAACACUUAAGCACAUUGGUUUUAAAAGACGAUGUUUUGAAGAAUCAUAGAAUCAUACAACACUGAUGGUGGCCAUUCAACCCAUCUUCCCUGUGCUGGCUGUUGAAAAGAGCUAUUCAAACAGUCCUAUUGAACUUUCUUUUCCCAUAAUCCUAUGAAUGGUACCCUUUAACUAUUUAACCAAUUCGCUUUUUGUAAGUUACUAGUGAAAAAAGUGUUUACUAAUUUUUUUUUGCCAAUACUAUUAAAUCUGUGUCUUCUAGUUACUGAGCUUCCUGCCACUGGCCACCGUUUAACAGAUUAUUCAGGAACAUUUACUAUUCAGAGCUAAAAUUCAAACGGAACCCCCAGAAAUGCCAAUCAGGUCUUCAACACUCUGCACACUUAUACAUGUGCAAAUCAGCAGUCUUGCAUUGCCUGUGUCUAGUGAAGUAGAUUUGUUAAAGUCCAAAUAUGACCCCACUCAUGUGAUGACUUAAUUUAGUAUAACAAAAUACCAUAUUCUCUUACUGAUAGCAAAUACAUUAAUCAAAGCAUACAAAGAUGUUGUAAACUUGAAGUGCAAUAUUUACCUGCUAUGAUGCCAAAACCCACAGGUUAAACCGUCAUUUUGACACAAUAGUACAAACGCAAUGGGUAUUUCGGUCCAAAUGAACAGGUCAAUCCGGUAUUUGUCACUAAAUUUCGCUCAGCUUUUUGCCAACAUCAGGUAUCUUGGAUGUUCUCACAGUUCAAUGUAAAAUCAAGGGGAGUGUUUAUUUUAAAACAUUAGACCCCUUAAUACUAUUGCCCUUGACAACCCCAGGGAAAUCAUUGAUCUUAAUGGUAAUGUAAUCACAAGCGAAGUUUGGAAAAAGGUUCUUUAAAAACAGUUCUGGUUCUUCAGGCUGAGAGUUAUGAAUCUAUGCUCUAGUUGUAUAAUAAAAUUUUUAAAAAUUACUUCAUGAAAAUUAUAAGUCGUUAUGUGAGAUUAUCUCUAUUCAUCAACUAGAUAAUAAAGUGUGAAGCUGGAUGAACACAGCAGGACAAGCAGCAUCUUAGGAGCACAAAAGCUGACAUUUUGGGCCUGGUCCCAUUAUCUCUCAUCAACUAGAUAAUGAUCACCUCAGCUGAGAGUGACUCUCCUUCCAUUCAGCAGAAUGACUGUAAAAUCUGUGGGAACAAAUCCACAAUAUAUGCUUUAAAGAAAAUGUUAUGUCAUUAUUGCAGUAGAUAGUGUUAAUGCCAA